Podarcis lilfordi (Lilford's wall lizard) is the source of this 4627-nucleotide messenger RNA. NCBI's taxonomy places the organism in Eukaryota, Metazoa, Chordata, Lepidosauria, Squamata, Lacertidae. The record is from the annotation of a GenBank genome assembly.
AUGGACAGAUCAGACGACACGGUUAAAAUACCAGCCCUGGGCCGCCCAUUCCAGCUGGGGAUGCUGUACGACUGCCGUAAAGAUGCCCUCAUCCCAGGUAGAGCUGGUGCAAGGAAGAGCUUAUGCUGAAAAGGAAAAAUUACUCAUAUCAGGAUUAGCAGUCGGCCCAAACAGUGCAGUUUCAGUGCUAAAUGUGCUCCUCAAAUUCAUUUUCAACAUCCCUUACUGUCUGCUUCCACUUCUUUUGCCUGCGUUUGUGUUCCUUUAUGUUUAUCCUUUAUAUUUGGACAAGACUUCCAUUUAUUAAAAAGAAGGCUCUUUGCCUCCUAUAGCUUCUUUGCUCCUUAACCUUGCUGGCAUCGUCUUGGCCCAAAUCAUCAUCAUCAUCAUCUGUCAAUAAAGAUUCAGCAGGUGUGUUCUGUUUCAAUUUUUUAAAGCUUGCCGAAAACCUUUGUAGUCCACCAGGCCUAUGCAGACCAUUAAGAAUACAUCUUUCCACAAUUAUUAAGGUAAAGGUAAAGGCACCCCUGCCCGUUCGGGCCAGUCUUGCCAGACUCUAGGGUUGUGCGCUCAUCUCACUCUAUAGGCCGGGAGCCAGCGCUGUCCGCAGACACUUCCGGGUCACGUGGCCAGCGUGACAAGCUGCAUCUGGCGAGCCAGCGCAGCACAUGGAACGCCGUUUACCUUCCCGCUGGUAAGCGGUCCCUAUUUAUCUACUUGCACCUGGAGGUGCUUUCGAACUGCUAGGUUGGCAGGCGCUGGGACCGAACGACAGGAGCGCACCCCGCCGCGGGGAUUCGAACCGCCGACCUUUCGAUCGGCAAGUCCUAGGCACUGAGGCUUUUACCCACAGCGCCACCCACGUCCCUUCCACAAUUAUUACUGUAGGUAAAAAAACAGGACUUUUUUUUCAGCCAUAACCUGCCAGAACUCAGUUCUGGCACCUCUCAGGUGGUCACCAUUUCAUUAUAAGAGAACAAGGGAAGCAUUCAUGGAGAGUUCUGGCAUCUUUUUUUCUUGAAAAAUACCACAUUAAACAUAAAAUAAACUUCCCUAUACAGGGCUGCCUUCAGAUGUCUUCUAUAGGUUGUCUAGUUACUUUUCUCCUUGGCUCAGGGGGUCACAUAACUCCACACCCUCCAACAUUUCUCUGAUAAAAAUAGGGAUGUCCUAAGCCUAAGGGAAAGCGGAACAUUCAGGGAUCAAAUCAGAAACCGGGAUGGCUUCUGUAAAUCCGAGACUGUCGCUGGAAAAUAGGGACACCUGGAGGGACUGUAAUCCAUUGUGGUGUUCCUGUACCAAUAAGUUAACAACUUUCACCACUGUAACUGUUAUGUGUGCCGGCGUGGUCGCUCAAGAACGAACAGGCAAGACUCCCACUGGUCUUUUCAAAGCUUUAUUAUCUAUCCAAAACAUUCACUGUGCAGAGCGUCUCAAUUGCAUGUCUGCUCAGUCGCUAGCAGCAUCUGGGAGUGGGCGGUCCUUAAACUUUCCCCAGCAGAGCAGUCUUUUGACCCCCAUCCUACGCCUCCCCUCUCUGCGCUUAAAUCGACUGCGCAGAGAGGGUGUGGGCAAAGGGAGACCUUCCUCCCCCUCGCUUUGCUCAGGCUCGGUGUUGCAGCUCUCUCUAGCAUUCUCCGAGCCCUGCAUCCCUUCCCCACUGGAGGCGUGAAGAGCUGCUAUGCACGAUCUUUGGAGGCUCCCUGUAACACAGCGGCUCUUGCCUCUGAGCUGAUGGCAGUUCCCUGACAGUAACUAAGCCAAGUUUUACUCCCUGUGUUUUCUGACUGCUGUAUGGAAAAGGACAUGAAUCUGACCUUUGGAAAGUUUUUAAGUAAACCAUUAUGAAUUUACCAAAGAUGUGGUCUUUUUCAAUGCCAGGUGGGGGGACGACACUAUUUUGGAAGGAACUCACAAGCACAUAUUUUAAAGGUCUGACAGCCUAAAUUUCCACACUUUGCUUUGCUGCAUAUUUUGUGAUUUUAAAUCUGCUGGAGUUCUCUCACCAAAGUGUUUUGCCCUGACUUGGAUCUUGGCCCCCAAGGAAUUCUCAUUUUUCCCCAUGCCAGCCAACAACUAGCACCAACUCUCUAUGUCCUCAAGCAGGAGAUGUUCACAGCCCUAAAUGGUGGUGAUUGAAGCUUAUCCCUGCUGCUGAGUUGUGCCCAUCCCCUUUCUGAGGACUGUACAACAGACGCUCAUGAAAUGUUCACACUUGUUCCACGAUCAUAUCUGGUCAAAUAUUUUCCCUGCCUUUUGCAAAGUUUUACAAAACUGCACAAACCUCUUUCGUUGGGGAUGACAGUGGGACAAAAUUCAUGAGCGCAGACAUUGUGGGCAAUGAUAGGUCUAUUUUAUCUCCUUGUUUCUCUGUUCAGUCUUAGGCAUUAGGCUAAUUGUGUUCUACAUUUCUGUGAACAUACUCAAGCCUUGCAUAUUUCUCUGCUUUAUCCCAGGAAUCACCCUUUGGGACCACGACUCGCUUCAGAAGGACUUGUGUAUCAAACCGCAACCCAAGGCUGAAUAUGAAAUCAUUGCAUCUGAUUCCAUCGAUGAUAAGGCCUCUGCCCUCAAUGUCUCACCAUCACUCAAGGCCAGUUUUUUGGUGGGAUUGGUUGAAGUGGGUGGAUCAGGCAAAUUCCUUCAAGACACCAAGAAGUCCACGAAACAGGCCAGAGUCACUCUGCAAUACAAAGCUACCACCAAGUAUUCACAGCUGACCAUGAGCCAUUUGGGAAUCCGAAAUAUCACUUAUCCAGCUGUUUUUGAGCAUGGCACAGCCACCCAUGUUGUCACUGCCCUCUUGUAUGGAGCCCAGGCUUUCUUUCUGUUUGACCGAAAUGUCUCUUCUUCUGAGUCUGUGCAAGAUAUACAAGGAAGCCUCCACGCUGCAAUCAACUUGAUUAAAGUCUCUGUCAAAGGGGAAGCAUCUAUCAAGAUGGAGGAGAAGGAGAAAGCCCAAACGGAGAAUUUCAGCUGCAAGUUCUAUGGGGAUUUUUCUUUGGAAAGUAAUCCGGUGACUUUUCAAGAUGCCAUGAAAGUCUACAGCGAUCUGCCCCAAAAGCUCGGGGAGGAUGGAGAGAAGGCUGUGCCUGUCAGAGUUUGGCUGUACCCACUGACCAAGCUAGAUUCCAGAGCAGCUAAGAUGGUGCGUGAGAUCAGCUUAACACUGAUCUUUGAUGCUCAAACUGUCUUGGAGAAUCUGAAUGAAAUCAACAUGCGAUGCAAUGAUCUGGCUAUGAAUCCUGCUGCUGAAAACUUCCCAGAAUUAAAGAAGAAAAUCAAGAGAUUCAAGGAUCUAUGCAAGCAGCACAGGCAGACUUUCCAGAAACACCUGGGAGAAAUCUUGCCUUUGAUCCGGGGAGGGGAGAAAGAGGAAAGAGUUUUGGUGGACAUCUUAACAUCCAUAAAGCACUCACCCUUUAAUGACCAAAGACUCAAUGCAUUUUUGGACACCAAGGAACAAGAGAUAAAUAUGGUCAAGUCUUACCUUGAUAUCCUGAGUGGGAUAGAAACCAUCUCCUCCCAGAAUAAACUGCAAGAGGUAGUGCUUAACCACCAGAAUGAAUUUGUUGUCUUAUUUACAUUCACCUCUUUACAUGAUAAGGAACCAUUUUUAACCAGUUUACAACACUUUCUUCAGAAACGAUCAGCAGAUCCUACAGGAGUCCAGAAUGCACUGGGGGACUGGCAUGCUUGGUUUGAGCGAAAAGACAUACAGAGAAAAGCUCGGAAAGCUGCCAAGUCCAUUGUUGAUUUUGCCCAAGUCAAUGAAUCCAAUGGGAAGACCCGGUUGCUUGUGGCUUCUGUCCCAGAUCAGAACAACCCAGGUGCUUCUAUUUACCUCUAUGAAGAUGGGGAGAUGGUCAACAGCAACUUUGAGCUGCCCUCAAAACCUCUCCCUCCCCUGGUUGGCCGAAUUGGACAUGACCAUGUGCAGCUGACAUUUCAACCUGCGGAGUAUGGGAGGACUUCAAUCUCUAGCUAUCAAGUAGAGUACAAGAUUGCAGGAGAAGAAAAUUGGGAGAUUGUGAAUACUGACAACAGUCAGGAGACUUUCCAAGUGAGAGGGUUGAGCGCAAACACAGAAUACCAGUUUCGAUACAGCGCUAGGAGCAAACCAGGACUUAGUGAGACCAGCAAUGUGAGUAAAUCUGUACAGACACUUCCUACCAGCCCUCCUGGGAAACUGAGAGUGAUAAUCGCAGAGUCUUCCAAAAUCAGUGUAGCCUGGGAGAACCCAAAGGUCAUUGGCCAGGGAGCUGUUAUAAAGGAAUACAAAGUGGACUACAGUGAAGAGGCUGGAGAGGCAAAAAGCAAGGACAAAGUUGAAUGGGCUGAAAAAAGAACAGGGAAGAAAACAGAGUUCUGUGAGAUGGAUGGUCUGAAGCCCCAGACACCCUACAGAUUCAGAGUCUCAGCCAUGUGUGCCGGUGGGGCUGAGAGUGAGCCCAGCAAAGAGAUUGAGGUUUCCACAUCAUUCGAAGGAGACGAGAGCAGAGCAGCUUGUCAAUACCUCCAAGACAGAGGAGAGCAGAAGCUGUAUGAUCAAAUUGAAGAAAAAAAGUCCUCUGUAUCAGGCAAAAUUAGGAAAUGGAUGGCAUCUGUUGUAAACUGGCUUAAAUAA